Vitis riparia (riverbank grape) is the source of this 2681-nucleotide messenger RNA. RefSeq names its product cell division cycle protein 27 homolog B. The record is from RefSeq and is a predicted model, not a curated record. The transcript has 16 exons. Gene Ontology annotation, molecular function: protein binding. Lineage: Eukaryota; Viridiplantae; Streptophyta; Magnoliopsida; Vitales; Vitaceae. Gene Ontology annotation, biological process: cell division. The coding region runs from base 81 to 2384 and encodes 767 amino acids.
AACCUAAAAGCCCCACAACCAGAAACUUCAUCUCUCUCUCUCUUCCCCCUUCCCUGUCGCUCUUUCCGUAGCUCUCGCUGAUGGAAGCCAUACUCGUCGAUUCUGUGCUCGGCAGUCUCCGGCAUUUCCUGCACCGAAAUGCCAUUUUCAUAUGCGAACGUCUCUGCGCUGAGUUUCCAUCCGAAACAAAUUUGCAAUUAUUGGCCAGCUGUUACUUGCACAACAAUCAGGCUUACGCGGCAUACUAUAUUUUAAAAGGAACACAAAUGGCUCAAUCCCGCUACCUGUUUGCAAUAUCGUGCUUUCAGAUGGAUCUUCUGACAGAAGCUGAAGCAGCACUGUGUCCUGUCAAUGAGCCUGGUGCUGAGGUAUCGAGUAAAGUCUAUAUUCCAAAUGGUGCAGCUGGUCAUUACCUUCUUGGGCUUAUUUACAGGUACACUGAUAGAAAGAAGAGUGCCAUUCACCACUUUAAGCAGGCUUUGUCUUUAGAUCCUUUACUCUGGGCUGCUUAUGAGGAGCUCUGUUUAUUAGGUGCUGCUGAAGAAGCAACUGCAGUUUUUGGUGAAGCAGCUGCUCUUUGCAUCCAAAAGCAGCAUCUACAUCAUGGAUUGGCAUCCCAGAACUUGCAGACAUCCAUUGAGGAUCGCAAUUUAGUCUCUGGUAGGAACUUGAGUUCUGAAGAUGUCAGUCCAAGACAAUUGAAGCACAUACAUGCUAAUAACCUAAGAGAAAUCCCUGGAAAUUAUCAUGGAGCAGCUAUGUCGGGAGCAACUGCUAGUCAGUCUCUAAAUAGUGGUCCUUCUAGCACAGCAUUUUAUCAUACUCCUUCACCAAUGGUUGCACAGUUGUCAGGUGUUGCUCCACCACCACUGUGUAGAAAUGUGCAGCAAAAUGGCCUAAACCCAAGCACAGUUGGUAAUGAUAGCUCUCCAAGGUCAACUGUUAACCCUACCAUUCAAGCCCCUCGAAGAAAGUUUGUUGAUGAGGGAAAAUUACGCAAGAUCUCAGGGAGGUUAUUUUCUGAUUCUGGCCCUAGACGAAGUACAAGGCUCGCUGGAGAAGCUGGUGCCAACACAAACCCAAGUGGCACAACAGUAGCUGGAAAUGGAACUAUUCACUCUUCUAAGUAUCUUGGAGGUGCCAAAUCGAGUUCUGCAGCAUUUCGUUCUGUCACAGUUCGUAAGGGACAGACUUUGGCUAAUGAAAGUUUUGAUGAAGGAACACGCCAGGAGGUUUUUGAUGAUUCUCGUUCCUAUAUCUCAGCGGCAACAUCAACGUCAACUUCAACUUCUGGUGAUCCUAAAUCCCUUGAACAAGAUGAAGCAACCAUGACAAUUGGUGGGGUUAUCACAAAUACCUCAAAAAUCAUAAAUGGUGCUGCUGAAGUACUGAAUCUCUUGAGAACUCUUGGGGAAGGCUAUAGACUUUCCUGUAUGUAUAGGUGCCAGGAUGCGCUGGAUGUCUAUAUGAAACUUCCACACAAGCAUUAUAAUACUGGUUGGGUGCUUUCUCAGAUUGGAAAAGCAUAUUUUGAACUGGUUGAUUAUUUAGGGGCUGACCGUGCAUUCAGUAGUGCCCGUCAAGCAUCUCCUUAUAGUUUAGAAGGAAUGGAUAUAUAUUCUACAGUUCUUUAUCAUUUGAGGGAAGAUAUGAAGCUAAGUUACCUGGCUCAAGAACUAAUAUCCACAGAUCGCUUAGCUCCUCAGUCUUGGUGUGCCAUGGGAAAUUGCUAUAGUUUGCAGAAAGACCAUGAAACUGCUCUAAAGAAUUUCCAGCGUGCAGUGCAACUAAAUUCAAGAUUUGCAUAUGCGCACACCCUUUGUGGUCACGAGUAUGUAGCCUUAGAGUAUUUUGAGAAUGGAAUUAAGAGCUAUCAGAGUGCCCUUCGGAUUGAUGAUAGGCAUUAUAACUCCUGGUAUGGUCUUGGAAUGAUCUGUCUUCGCCAAGAGAAGUUUGAGUUCGCAGAGCAUCACUUUAGAAUGGCUUUCCAAAUCAAUCCACGUUCUUCAGUUAUUUUGUGUUAUCUUGGGACGGCUUUGCAUGCAUUAAAGAGAAGUGGGGAAGCUUUGUACAUGAUGGAGAAGGCUAUUCUAGCAGAUAAGAAGAAUCCUCUUCCCAUGUAUGAGAAGGCUAACAUACUUUUGGGCUUGGAUAACUUUGAUGAAGCCUUAGAAGUCCUAGAGGAGCUUAAAGAGUAUGCUCCGCGUGAAAGCAGUGUGUAUGCCUUGAUGGGUAAGAUUUAUAAGCGACGCAACAUGUAUGACAAGGCCAUGCUUCAUUUUGGAAUUGCUUUGGAUUUGAAACCAUCUGCAGCAGAUGUUGCUACCAUCAAGGCUGCCAUCGAGAAGUUGCAUGUACCAGAUGAGAUUGAAGACAACUUAUAGAUCUCCCCACUACCAAAAGCGUAGAAAGCCUGUUGUAAAUUGUUCAGCUCAAAAGACUCGCUCACAGGGAGUUUGACUGCUUGUGCUUUCGGCUAAUGCUGAAGAGAAUCGUCUCAUACUCGGAUCCUAUUCAUUUUCAUAGGUUCCCCUUCAAAUAUGCUGAUCUUGUAACAGAAAACUCAGUUUUGUAGGUAGUUUACAUAGUUUGCAGAGAAACAAUGUACCAAUGACUUACAAACCAGCCAUGCUUAUUCUAUGUUUCUCUAAGGGCCUGUAUCAUUAUCUUGUGCUUUUACU